Haplochromis burtoni (Burton's mouthbrooder) is the source of this 2433-nucleotide messenger RNA. RefSeq names its product mercaptopyruvate sulfurtransferase (gene mpst). The record is from RefSeq and is a predicted model, not a curated record. Gene Ontology annotation, molecular function: thiosulfate-cyanide sulfurtransferase activity. NCBI's taxonomy places the organism in Eukaryota, Metazoa, Chordata, Actinopteri, Cichliformes, Cichlidae. The coding region runs from base 191 to 1093 and encodes 300 amino acids. Gene Ontology annotation, cellular component: mitochondrion. Gene Ontology annotation, biological process: transsulfuration. The transcript is spliced from 2 exons.
UGGAUGAUUAGAUAUUUCCGUUAAUGAGCAGCUGAACAGGCGGUUAGUCUUAAAUUAACCGUCUUCAUCUAUGACUGUAAUUCGAAAUUGCGACUUUAUUCUCAAAAUGAUCUUUACGUGGCGAACUUGUUCGCUCCUCAAAAACAAAAGUGCACAGUGACUUCCCUCUAGCGCUCCGGGUUUGUAUUUCAUGCAGAGGCUCGUCAUGGCGGCUCAGACCCGUGCUCUGGUGUCAGGUCAGUGGCUGGCAAAUGCUGUCAGAAAUGACCUGAUCGGUCCCAAGCUUCGCGUUCUCGACGCUUCUUGGUACCUGCCGAAAGCCAAACGGAACACCAGAGAGGAGUUUGCGCAGAAGCACAUCCCGGGCUCGUCCUUUUUCGAUUUGGACGAAUGUUCCGACAAGAACUCUGCGUUUGAUCAUAUGUUGCCAACUGCCAGCUACUUUUCGCAAUAUGUGGGAGAUCUGGGCAUCGGGAAUGACACGCACGUCGUCGUGUACGACACCAGCGACACCGGGGCGUACAGCGCGCCCCGCGUGUGGUGGAUGUUCCGGUUGUUCGGGCACAGUUUGGUGUCGCUGCUGGAUGGUGGCUUCAAGAACUGGCUGGUUGACGGCUAUCCGGUGACGUCCGAGUACUUGAAGCCGGAGAGCAGAGAGUUUAAGGCCACUCUGAACCAGUCGUGGGUUAAAAGCUACGAGGACGUGCUGGAAAACAUCAGAACCAAGCAGGUCCAGGUUGUGGACGCCAGGUCUCCUGGCAGGUUCAAGGGUACUGAGCCAGAGCCCCGAGAUGACAUACUGCCUGGACAUUACCCCGGAGCGAUCAACAUACCAUAUACAACUUUACUGGAUCCCUCUGGAAAGGUGAAGGAUACCGAGAGCCUGGCUGAGAUUUUCAAGGAUGCAGGGGUGGACAUGACCCGACCGUUCUGGGCUUCUUGCGGCUCAGGCGUCACAGCGUGUCAAGUCAUUCUGGCCGCCCACCUGCUCGGGCAUCCCGGGGUUUGCCUUUAUGAUGGUUCCUGGUGCGAGUGGUUUCAAAAGGCAUCACCAGAACUUAUCAUCUCAGAGGGGGAGGGAAAGAAGGCGUGAGGGGAAAGUCACUUCUUUAGAGAGAGCUAAGCUACAGGUGUAUCUGACCUGACCGUGUUGGUGUUUCUCCCACAGCAUCACAGUGUUGCUCAAGGACUGUGAUCGCAAAUGACCAGUUGCAUAGAUGUGUGAGGUGAUUGCUUUCAGACUUUGGCUUUCAAAAGUCAUGUGAAGUGACAAAGAGCAAUCUGGCAAGUUGGUUGGCUUGAACCGUUUAGUUAGGGUUAGGACCAUAUUUUUUCACAAAUGUUAUGCAGGGGAGACAAAUUGCUUUGGGUUAACAAGAGCCUAGGUGUCAAGACAAGAAGCGGAAAGAACACCCUCGAUAGGUCUAAGGCUAAGCAGCACAGACGGCCAGUCAUGUUCGCACCGGCACAUUUAGAAUUGCCAGUUAGCCUAGGACUGUUGGACUGCGAAAGAAAGCUGGAGACAACCCACAAAAACAGGUGAAUAACACCCAAACUCCCCCCAGGAGGUCGGUCCAAACCCAGGACCUUCUUGUUAUGUGGCACCAAUUCUAACCACUGCAUCUCCCCCAUGACACACCCAUAUUUGUUUUACACAGUUUUAAAGGUUAGAGUUCAAUAAAAAAUGUUGUUUUUUUCCCCCCCAUCUUAUUUCUCAAAGUCGCAGAGCUGUAACUGGUCACUUGCGCUGAUGGUCCUCAAGCAACAUGCAUUAUUAUGCUGUAGGAACAGCACCAACACGGGGACAGCAGAUUGUGCCUGAACUUUAAACCUACGCCUUAACAUCCUUCCCCCCCCCCCGAGUAUAUUAUACACACUAUAGGUUGUAAGGUUCCUCAGCUGUAAGAAACCUUUCAAAUAAUUUAAUAAUUAAUGUUUUAAGCAAAUGUAACAUUCUAAAGUUUCACUUCAUAUGUAUUGUUUUGGUUCUUUCUUUAACCAAAAGUGAUGCAUUAGAAUUCCAUUACAAUAACCUGAAUAUGUUAUGUGCUUCCGUUUUGAUGGGGUACCACCACAGGUAUCUUCUUUUUCUUUUAAAAGUAAGUCUAGCUCACAAGGUGGAGGAAAACGUGCAUUGGGUAACCAGUAAAGUAAAUAUUUAGCUUUGUUAGAAGGCCACACAGGGCAAAAUUCACUGUUGAUCAGAUAUAGCUUCCUCAGGUGACCUCGCAGGGUUGUAGGAAACAGGUUGUUUCAGAUCCUGUUUUUUUCUUUUUUUUUUUUUGGGGGGGGGGUAGGUUAAAAUGUCUUGAUUUUUUGCUUUCACUUGAUCGGACUGUGUAAAAGUUGCAAGUUUUGAAAACGUAAGUCACUGUAAUUCAUUUAGUGUGCACCCAAGAAGAAAUAAUAAUAAUAAAAAUCUAAUUAAAAGUA